UUUUUUUUGAUUUUUAAUACAACUCACACACAUAUAAAAACUCAAUCUAUUAUUAUUAAAAAAAUGAUGUCAAUAACAAGAAAACCAUCAUUAUCUGAUAUCUUAAACAAUGAAACUUCAUAUCCAUAUUCACUUGAUGAUUUUGCUACUUUCCUCGAUCAAACAUAUUGUCUUGAAAAUUUAGAAUUUUAUACGGCCGUAAGAAGAUAUACUUAUUAUGCUUAUAAUUUUUAUAAUUAUUCUUCCUCUCCUAUGUCAUCAAGUCUUGAUUCAGACUCAAUCUUGGAAUCUCCUUUAGUUGACCCUAAUUAUGAAGAUGAUUCUUCUUUACGUGGUGACGCUCCUGCUCAUCUUAAUUUUCUUAAACAAAAAUUACAUGAUUUAAUAUCAACUUAUAUUUUACCAAAUUCACCAAAAGAAAUUAAUAUUCCUGCUGAAACUAGAGAUGAUUUAUUAGCUAACGUAUUUCAAUAUAAUAAUUAUCAUCCUUCAAUAUUUGAUAAUGUAAAAGAUCAAAUUUAUGAAUUAAUGGAAUCUUCAAGUUUCAAUCAAUUCUUGGUAGAAGCUGGUAAUAUAGAAUUAAGAAUGUCAAGUGAAAGUGAAAGUUGUCAAGAAGAUUCUGAUCAUUCUUCAGUAUCUGGAGGUGGUAAAAGUACCUCUAAUAAUAAUACAAAAAGUAAUAAACAUCUAAGAAGAUUUAGUGGUUUGAAAUUAAAAGAAAAAUAUAGAAAAUUAUUAAAAACAACCACUCAUACAUCAACAAAAAGUCGAAACAGUUUCUUAUUAUAAAAAAAGUUUUUUAUUAUAUUAUUAUAUUAU
Messenger RNA from Rhizophagus irregularis DAOM 181602=DAOM 197198, 819 nucleotides. RefSeq lists its product as uncharacterized. The record is from RefSeq and is a predicted model, not a curated record. Lineage: Eukaryota; Fungi; Glomeromycota; Glomeromycetes; Glomerales; Glomeraceae.